AUGGCAAGGUCUGUUUCUCAUGAAAGUAGCCAGUGGAAUACGGCAGCUCACAUUAACCGCGUCGGCGUUGUUCAGCCCCAGCUGAAAACAAACAUUCCUGAAACGAAAGUUGACGACGAACUCGAUAAUCGAGCAAUAAAACCACUCCCAAGCGUCCCCGCGCCCAUGCCUCAACAAACGAGAGGCACGAGAGAUCCAUGGCUGCCAGAUUUGGAGCAGAAGAAGUAUUACUCGGACGAGUUCAUCAAAUUGAGCCAAAAUCCAAGCGGAUGGAUUGCCGGUGAAAAGGCGCGCGAAUUUUUCUUCAAAUCAAAGUUACCCACCGUCGAACUCAGUCACAUUUGGGAGCUAGCAGAUAUUGACAGGGACGGGAGACUGACGAUGCCGGAAUUUGCUAUUGCAUUUCAUCUAACAUCGCUGCGUCGACACGGUUUUCAACUUCCAAGCACUCUUCCUGAUGCUCUUUUGGGCGAAGUUUCUGAUAUGCUUUCGGAUCUAUACGCAGCAGCAGUCGAGAUUGAGAGCGGUCAAGACACGGCGCAACUACCGGACAACGCUAAAACCGACGAAAACUGGGAAACUUUCUCAGAAAAAUCAUUCUCCACUGUUUCUUCAGCUAACACACUGCCCAACUUUGCUGCAAAUGUAAAAGAUGGCGAUCAUUUACAUGCUCCUGUGCCUCUAAGAAUGACUCCAAACUCCAUGGCAGCUCGUAAGAAAGCAGCAACGCUCCCUACGGAACUAUCGCAUGUUGCUGGUUCUGGUUUUGCAAACAUGGAGAGCGCUGAACAAACGACGAAGGAAACUGGUUUGCCGCAAAGUGUUUCGACUCCAUCCAAAAACUGUGGCACCAUUCAAGCGAAGAGAGAGAUGUAUCUCAAGUACCAGAAACGGCGAUUGACGCAUCGUUCUAGCGACGCGCAGUCGACAACGACUUCUGCAAGUUCACAGAGUGACUCCGACAUCGACUUUCAACCAGCCUCGUCUUCAGCAUCGUGCUCAAGCUCUCGAAAAAUCCUUCGCAAUUCGUCAUCGGAAGAAGAAGAGUCUGCCGACAACUACGAAACGACAAACUCGACGCAAGAGAAUUUCGCCGACUUCAAGAAUUUCGACCGUCUUUUGAAGUCGACGGAGAGUCUCAAAGUGACUUCGAAUGCGAAUUCCGAGCUCUCACAGACAGAGCCGAGGUCGGAGUCGAACAGAAAGUCGAAAUCACUUCCUCGGGAAUCCUCACUCAGUCCACGAACAAGUGCGGAUUCUGCAAUCACUCCAGUCCCCCCUCCGCCGCUUCGCGAAUCUGCCUCGCUGCCGGCGAAUACGGCAAAGUCUGUUGAAAAUGAGGAAGAUGUGGCGAAAUCUCGGGAACUCAGCGAAAUCCGCAGCAUGGUCAAUUCGCUCAAAGAACGCAACGCCCGCCUGGAACGACUAAAUCAAGCUCUCUCGGUGGAGCUGAAAGACUUGCUUUCAGAGCGAACGUCGAUAGAAUCCCGUCUGGAGAUUGAGCCCAAAAGCGAAAAAGACGAAAGCAAAUGA
This is a messenger RNA of Oikopleura dioica, 1533 nucleotides long. NCBI's taxonomy places the organism in Eukaryota, Metazoa, Chordata, Appendicularia, Copelata, Oikopleuridae. The record is from the annotation of a GenBank genome assembly.